Messenger RNA from Arachis stenosperma, 1188 nucleotides. RefSeq lists its product as uncharacterized. The record is from RefSeq and is a predicted model, not a curated record. NCBI's taxonomy places the organism in Eukaryota, Viridiplantae, Streptophyta, Magnoliopsida, Fabales, Fabaceae. The transcript has 2 exons. Bases 1 to 1188 code for a protein of 395 amino acids.
AUGGCUAGUGAGGAGAGUUUCGUAGUGUUGGUUCACCACAGAGGAUCCAUUAAGAGAAAAACUCAUUCCGGUGUGAAGUUCACUGAUAAGGAUCCUCUCUGUGUUAUCGUAAGGCCUACGAUGAGGUAUGAGGACCUUGUUAGCUCUGUACUGCUAAAACUUGGUCUAGAAGGUGUAAAACGGGUCAUGUUUCAUUGUCGCCGGCAGUUUCCAGAGGUGAGGACACCAAAACUGUUGGCAAAGUUGGUUGAUGCCGUGUCCAGCUCGGGGGGUUCGAACCGGAAUACCACCACUUUAGCCACGGUAGCCGGUUCUAGCUCAAGACCAGCCGUGGCAUCUUCCUCCGUCUCUGCGUACGAGCCGCCCCUCCAACCUGUCGCCUCUCCUUCGUUCGCUGUUGAUCUCAACGGGAGUGUAGGCGACGAGGUCGGAGAAGGGAAAUAUCCGCGGACCUCUUUACAGUGUCUUGUACCGGCUGGGGUUGGAGAUGGAUUCUUGGAUGAUCCAGAGGAGGAUGAUGUCGAGCCGGAUAUGAUUACUGAUGACAGUGGUGAUGAUGUUGGAGCAAGUGAGCCUGCUGGGGCGGGCGGUGGUUCUAGCUCUGGCACGCAGCAGUACCCUCCACAUUUUUUCUCUUUGGACUUGGCUGCCAUGAGGCAGGAGGGGGUACCUGGGCAGCCGGCUGGAUUUGGCGCUAGAGAUGCUGAAGGGUCUGCAGGUCUGACAGAGUUUCAGGUUGGUCAGCAAUUUCCGGAUAAAGAAGAGGCCCUCUUAAGUGUCAAGACUUACAGCAUCCAUCGAGGGGUACAGUACAAGGUUGUGGAGUCUGACUAUCGCCGGUAUGUGGGCAAGUGUUCUGAGUUCGGCAAUGGGUGCACAUGGUUGAUUCGGCUUUGUCUCCGACAGCGAAAGGAAGUUUGGGAGGUCAAACGUUACAACGGACCGCAUACUUGUCUCGCCACCUCGAUUUCCAACGACCACAGGAAAUUGGAUUACCAUGUGAUAUCGGCAUUCAUUAUGCCAAUGAUUAGGGCUGACGCAUCUGUCAGCAUCAAGGUGCUCCUAAAUGCCACCGCAACACACUUCGGGUUUAGGCCGACUUACAGGAGGGUCUGGUUGGCAAAGCAGAAGGCUGUUGCCCUCAUCUAUGGUGACUGGGAUGAGUCGUACAAUGAGCUCCCAAGGUGA